This is a messenger RNA of Eimeria mitis, 465 nucleotides long. RefSeq lists its product as uncharacterized. The record is from RefSeq and is a predicted model, not a curated record. The transcript is spliced from 3 exons. NCBI's taxonomy places the organism in Eukaryota, Apicomplexa, Conoidasida, Eucoccidiorida, Eimeriidae. Bases 1 to 465 code for a protein of 154 amino acids.
AUGGUUGAGCUGUUUCAUCAGAGCCGCUCUGCUGCAGCACCAGAAGCUGCACUGUCUCCGCACUGUCCCUCCUCCCCCAGAGAUGUAUCAGAAGACCCUGAAGAGCAGCAGCAGCAGCAGCAGCAGCAGCAGCAGCAGCAGCAAGAGAGGGUUGCUUCUGACGCAGAGGAGACAAAAGGAGACGAUGCAGCAGAGACAGCCGACCCCCUUCUUGCAGCUGUCUCAAGGGCAUUAGAGCAGCAGCAGCAGCAGCAGCAGCAGCAACAGCAACAGCAGCAGCAGCAGCAGCAGCAGUUGCAGCAGCAAACGGCUGCAUUAUCUGAAGGUUCUUCAGCAGCAAAUGGAGCUGUUGAGUUGCCUUCAGUGCCGCCUGCACACAGCAGCAACAGCAGCAGCAACAGCAGCAGCAACAGCAGCAGCAACAGCAGCAGCAACAGCAGCAGCGGCAGCAAAUGCAGCUGCUGA